AUGGAGAAACUUGAAACGGAAUUGCCUACGGCUGGCAGUGAGCCUGAAGCAGAGCCUCAAGAUGGUCCUCAAGUGACAUCACGACUGGGCCCAGUACGAAGUGGAGAUGGAAGGACCAAAUCGCGCUUCGAGGGCUAUGUGGAGCACCCGAGUUUGCCCUUCGAGAACGACUCACAAGAGAAAGUGAAUCUGCGGCGGCUUGGUGUGUCCGUGCUGGAGGACGGAGGUUUCCGGCUCCCUGGCGCAACCUGGUCUUUGGAAGCGGCCUGUCUUCCAGAAUGGAUCCGGAAACCACUCUUUGGGAACCAGCCAACACCUCUUCAAGCAGUGACGUGGCCACUACUCAGGACCAAUCGGGAUGUGGUGGCAAUCGCAGAGCCGGGUUGCGGAAAGACUUUGGCGUAUGCCGUGCCGCUGCUCAUACGUGCAGCGGCUUUACAAGGUGCGAGGCAUGAACAGCCGGACUGGUGGCAACAAAAGGCUUGGCAGGAAUGGCGCCAGCGUCCACCGGAUGGGGUGAUCCUUGUGCCAACCUCGGAGGUCGCGCAGCAGGUGCAAGAGCAGAUCAAGCCGCUCGCCAGCGCAGGAAGGGUGCAGGUGGCUGGAGGUACAGCUGAGAUAGGUGCAGAGGCGCAAGAGAAGGAAUUGUCUCGGGCUGGUGUGUUGGUCCUGACACCGUGGCAGCUUCAAUGCCAGUCCUGGGCGCUUGGGAAGGAUGAGGAUCUGGUGGUUGGUGCAGCGAUUGCUGGUGUCGCAGCACGGCGGUUUCGAACUUCUGUCGGAGCAAAGCCAUCCUGGCAACAAAGCAUGCUGCGCAUCAAGGAUCCCGAGAAAUCCCUGGACUUUUACAGAGACAAGAUGGGAAUGAGGCUAAUCGACAAGCUGGACUUUGAAAGCAUGGCCUUUUCCCUCUACUUUCUGGCAUCUGUUCCUGCAGAAGAAAAGACACCAGAGCCCGGAACAUCAGAAGCACAUCAAUACCUGUGGACCUUCCCCGGGACGACACUGGAGCUUACUCAUAAUUAUGGCAGCGAAAAGGAAGCUGGUGCAAUUUACCAUCCUGGGAAUGAGCCACAAGAAGGUAACAAGCGGGAUGGAUUUGGUCACGUUGCUUUCUCGGUGCACGAUGUCUAUGAGUUUAGUGAUGAGCUCCAGAAGUCUGGCGUGAAGUUUCAGAAGAAGCUAGAUGAAGGAAGGAUGAAAGGCUUGGCUUUUGCCUUGGAUCCAGAUGGCUACUGGGUGGAGCUGCUCAGAGGUGGUGUGAAGGGCCGAAACACCCUGGCCCAAACAAUGCUGAGGGUGAAGGACCCGAAAAAGUCACUUGAUUUCUACACCAAGCAUAUGGGAAUGACCUUGCUGACUCACCAUGACUACGACGACUUCUCCCUCUAUUAUUUGGGCACCAUUCCCGAGGGAGCAACUGAGUUUCCGGAUGACCGGCCUGUGCUGGAGCUCACGCACAAUCAUGGUACCGAGAAUGAUGCAGAUUUUCAGCAUUACAAUGGAAACGAAGCUGAACGAAAAGGAUUUGGACAUGUUGGCUUCUUGGUUGAUGAUGUUUAUGAGACUUGCAAGGAGCUGGAAGAGGCUGGUUAUGCUAUGCAAAAAGCGCCAGAUGCUGGCUCCAUGAAAGGCCUUGCAUUUGCUCGUGAUCCGGAUGGUUACUGGGACGUUGUGAUCAUAUUUGACGAGGCAGACGACAUUAUCAAGGACGGCGACGAUGAAGGCACACAGGCAAGGACGGUGCUGGACUUCAUGCCCAAGAAUCGCGUGCUGGGCUUCUUCAGCGCCACGUGGCCGCGGCGUACGCAUGAGAUGGCCCGGAGGCAUCUGCGACACGACGCGGUCAUGGUCUACGCAACGACGGAAUGUGAGAGCAAUGCUGCAGGUUUUUGCUUGGAGUGUCGCUUUGUGGUGCAGCGCUUUGAGGAGACUGAUGCAAGAAAAGGAAAGCGGAAAUGGCUUGCUCAGACAUCAGAGGAACCAGCCGUGGCCGCCUUGUCCAGGAUCAAGAUGAAGGCCGAGCAGCUGGGCGAUGAGGUCGCAAAAACAGGAACGCAUCCUGGCAGCAUGCCCUUGGCAUGGGCCGUGCUACGGCCCUCGGACGAGCCGCCUGAAGCGCGGCGGAUGAGGCUUGGUCUUGCACGACGAACCCGGCCGGAGGAGAGUAUAGCCGUGCCUAGAGGUGGAAGUAGAACUCGGUAG
Molecule: messenger RNA, 2205 nt
Organism: Durusdinium trenchii
Lineage: Eukaryota; Dinophyceae; Suessiales; Symbiodiniaceae
Source: the annotation of a GenBank genome assembly